Plodia interpunctella (Indianmeal moth) is the source of this 2124-nucleotide messenger RNA. Its product is annotated as putative inorganic phosphate cotransporter. Gene Ontology annotation, biological process: monoatomic anion transport; transmembrane transport. Bases 80 to 1768 code for a protein of 562 amino acids. Gene Ontology annotation, cellular component: membrane. The transcript is spliced from 11 exons. Gene Ontology annotation, molecular function: transmembrane transporter activity. NCBI's taxonomy places the organism in Eukaryota, Metazoa, Arthropoda, Insecta, Lepidoptera, Pyralidae. The record is from RefSeq and is a predicted model, not a curated record.
CUCAGUUGCCAACCAUGCCGCCUUGCAAUAGGUUGAACAAAAUUACAAAAUUAUAAAUUUAAAAAAUUAGUGCAUUAAAAUGGCUCCAAUAAAAACCAGUGAAUAUGAAAAAGUUCCAGUUGUUGAAACAGGAGAAAAUGAAACGAAUAAAAUUGAAGAACCAACUUAUGGGUAUGGCGUUAGACAUGUUCAGUCAUUAAUAGUCUUUACAAGUCUUUUGAUUGGGUUCAUCGUCAGAAGUCAACUUGGAGUAACCAUUGUUGCUAUGACAUACUAUAUUCCUAUAAAUACUGAUAUUACUAGUGUAGAUAACACUACAUUACAAACAAUACCAGUCAAUAUAAGCAAUACAGAUAUUGGUACUGUAAUAGAAAAUAAACCAGUUAAUGUUACUUUAGAUUUAGAUAGUAUUAAUAUUGCUGGGAAUAUUUACACUGACUUAUUAAAUAAUACCAUUGACGAAGAUAUAAUCUUAGAACUGGAAAAUAGUACAAGUGAUGAAAAUGGGAUUUAUAAGAAAUACGUUUGGUCCAAGCCGAUCCAGGAGACGAUUUUGACAUCAUUUUUCCUCGGAUACUGUUUAGCACAGUUCUUCAUGAGCAUGAUUGCCCAGCGGUGGGGCGGCAAGAUUCCACUGCAGAUUGGUCUGUUCGUGAACGGAUUUGCGUCUUUUGUUACACCAUGGUGUGCUUUUUGGGGAGGCUGGAAGGCAGUCUGUAUCUGUCGCAUCCUCCAGGGCAUAUCUCAAGGAGGCUUCUUUCCUUCCAUCCAAACUCUGCUGGCCCAGUGGAUUCCGCCGCGAGAACGAGGAAGACUUAGCAGUUUUGUCUACACAGGAACGACUUUAGGUACAGUUUUAGGAUUCCAAAUCGGUGGAAUCCUCUCAGCCAGCCCCUGGGGAUGGCCGUCAGUAUUCUGGGGAACGGGAAUACUGUGUCUCUUGGGUUUUGCAAUGCUCACAAUAUUUGGAGCAGCCACGCCACAUGAGCAUAAAACAAUAUCUGAAGAAGAAAGGGUAUACAUUACUCACACGAUGAACAAGUAUAGCAAAAGGAAACUGAUGGUGCCGCUAAAGGCGCUGAAGUCAAGGCACACAUGGGCAGUGUUCGCCACACACGUCGGCAGCAGUACUGCCUUCGUAUUCAUCUUCAUGCAGUUCCCAUCUUACAUCCACUACUCCCUGGGAGUCAACGUGAAAGAUAGCGGCCUGUUUUCUUCGUUGCCAUAUGUAGUGAGCUUCUUUGCGGCAAUCUUUUACGGAAUAGCAUCAGACUUCCUUACCAACAGAAGUAUCAUCAGCGUGAUAAAUGCAAGAAGAUUCUUCAACUCUCUUGCUCAAAUUGGAACCGCAAUAAGUCUCAUGGCGUUGUCCUACACGAAGAAUGUCACCCUGGCUAUAGGACUGCAGGUCAUUGUGCAGGCGACACACGUAGCUACUCAUGUAGGAUGGAUGGUAAACUACAUAGAUUUGACAGCAAACUACAGCGGCGCUUUGCUCGCAGUAGGAAACACUAUGAUGAAUAUGUUUUCAUUGAUCUUGCCAGUAAUGGUCUCUAAUAUUGUUAUUGACGUGGCCAAUCAAUCUCAAUGGCGAGUGAUGUUCUACCUCAUCGCAGGUUUUGUCCUCAUUACAAACGCCAUAUUUGUGUUGUUCAUAUCUACUGAGCGGCAACCGUGGGAUGACGAAGACUAUCAAAAGACAGAUUCCGAAUAUAAAGAAAAAAAACUCGAAGUUUUUUCAACGGACAUUAAAAAAACUGAAGGGUGAUUUAUGACAAAACGUUAAAAAUGCUCCAUCGUCGAAAGUAUGUUUACUCAAUAGUAUAGUGUUUUAUUACAUUUCAAAUUUAGUUCUAAAUAACUGCAUCGAAAUCUAUAACGUGGUUUGAAAGAAGAAAGUGACUCUAUAGUGAUGAUUGCAGUGGGUUUGGACUUCAAUCUAGCCUAUGAGAUAAAGAGAGAGAGAGAUGAGGUCUAAGGUAUUAUUACAUGGAAACUUCUUGCUGUAAAUGUCUAUAAAUUGUAGGAUCCGGAAUAAAUCAAUUUGGGGAGAAAAUUCCUAAUAAUCUGUCUAAUCUUUUUUGUAUUAUCUGCAUAUUAAAAAAUAUUUUUUUAAUAAAUACA